UAAUGUCAAGCGCCAUGACGUCUCCACCUCUGCGUAUACGUGCCGGUCCACAUGCGUCACUGGCCCUGCGUAAAUCUGUUGACCAUCGAGGAGGACAUAUUUUGGCAUUGUCAUGGUUUCAUAUAUUUUUGGGAGCUUCUGACCAUUAGUAGCCCACGUUUAUCUUUUCCUCCGUUGAAUGAUCGUUCCCACCUCCAGCAGUGGGAACGCCGCUAUACGCACAGUGGGUGUGUCGUCAGGAUGUCCGUUAUCCGGGGGCUGGGAACUCUUAUAAAGCUGGGCCGCUAUCCAGUGGGCUGGCAAAAAGUUACGCUGGACUUAAGAAAGCUUCCCGUUGUGUGAUCGUAGCUGUUUUCAGGAAACCACCCAGUCUGUCCACCACUGGGUAUCCCUGCUGAAGCCUGAAGAGAUAGCAUACAACAUAUCCCCAGGCCUCAAGGAGAACUGCUCCCAUCACACUUUGAUUUACCUUUCUGCGGACUCCGGGACUCCCACAACAUGAAUCUAAUGUUUCUAUGUACAGGCCUACUAUUCGGAUGGUCCCACGGGGUGUUUGGAAAAGCUCCUGCAGAUAAAGGGCCGAAGGGGAAGUUCAGCGUGCCCGUACUGGACGUCAAAGAUGAUCAGCUGAUCCUGCCAGCCAAUCACACGCUGCGGCUGAACUGCAGGGGCCGCGGGGAGCUGGCGUGGCUCCUCCCCGAGGGGGCGCAGGGGCGCGUGCGGCUGGAGGGGUCGCGCUGCGGGCGGACGGGCCAGCACCACUGCAGCCGCCUGACGCUGAGCCCCGCCCUGCUGCAGGACACCGGCGCCUACCGCUGCCGCUACCGCAACCGCACCCGCCGCCACAGCACCAUCUACGUCUACGUCACAGAUAGCCGGCAGCCAUUUGUAAAAGGCCUGGGCGGCCCGGACGUGCUCUUCAUGACGGUGGGCCGGCCCCUGCUCAUCCCCUGUCGUGUCACCCACCCCAACGUCACCGUCUCUUUAGCCAAGUACGGUGAGAAGAAGCAGGUGAGGCCCGACCAGACCAACAUCCUGUGGAACAGCCGGCGGGGGUUCACCAUCCGCCGGCCCACCUACUACUACAUCGGCCUCUUCUACUGCCAGGCCCUGGUGGAAGGCGUGGCCCACUUAUCCUACCGAUACUUUAUCUACAGACCAGUGUCCAACAUCAAGGAGGCCUACCUGAACACCAGCGGCCCUGUGAAGGCCCUGAAGGGAGAGCGCUUCGUCCUGAACUGCACCGCCAUCGGAGAGCUCAACACCAGGGUCAACAUCACCUGGGAGUACCCGGGCAUGAACAACAGCAGCAGCUCCAUCAGGAAGCGCAUCGUGAAGUACCAGGACUACGUGCUGUUCUACAGUCUGCUGACCCUGCCGCGGCUGAAGAGGUCCGACCGGGGGCGCUACACCUGCAGGGUCAGCAGCGGCACCAAGGCCAAGCGGCCCGCCGUCAGCCUCAUGGUCUACGAUCGACCGUUCAUCCGCCUGAAGGCCAGGAAUGGCUCGGUCCUGCAGGCCAACGUCGGGCAGAAGUCCUAUCGCCUCACCCCCAAACUCCGAGCCUUUCCCCCCCCUCAGUUCAUAUGGUUGAAGGACGGGAUGGUCGCCGCCGAGCGCUGCUCCCGUUACCGUGUCAACCAGAGUUCCCUGGUGAUCCGGGACGUGGCAGAGGAGGAUGCUGGGGAAUACACCCUUCUGGUGGGGAACCAGGAGCACGGCCUGUUCCGGAACCUCACGCUCACACUAGUGGUGAACGUGAGGCCUCAGAUAGCGGAGAAGGCGGUGACAUCACUGGACCCCGCCCCCGUCCCGCGCGGGAGCAGGCAAGCCCUGCACUGUACGUCCAAGGGAGUCCCCUCGCCCCACGUCCAGUGGCAGUGGCACCCCUGCCCUGCGGACGGCCUGUGUGUAUGUCCGCCGAGGUCCUCUCUGUGGACCCCCGUGGGAGUGAGUGUCCCCAGCACAUCCACCCAGAAGAACAUGUUCCUGCGUGUCGCACACAGACAGGAAGUGCUCCAAGGGAAGAACCGGACAGUAGGGGUGCUGACAGUGGCUGAGGCGUUCGUCUCUGGAGUGUUUCGCUGUGUCGCCUUGAACGCUGUGGGCUCGGACACGCUGGACUUCCCCUUCUAUGUGACAGAUGUACCAGGGGGCUUCAGUGUGAAACAGGGGGAGGAGCCUAGAGAGGGCGGAGACCUCACACUCACCUGCACGGCCAACAAGUAUCUGUACUUGGCGUUGUCAUGGCACCGCCUGAGUGACGCUCUGAGUGGCCACUCGCAGCAGAGCCCCGCCCUGAGCGGAAGCACGCUCACGUCCGGCGAGUUCUCCCGCUCUCUGACCUUGUCGCUCAGCAACCUGACGGCUGGCGACUCAGGACGCUACGGAUGCACCGCCCGUCACCUGGCCACCGGGCGGAGGACGCAGCUGGUGACGCAAGUGGUGGUCGCAGUCCUGCAGCCUCCAUUGUUGCUCCAGAACCGGACAGACUACAGGGUCAACACCAGCAGCUCGGUGACCCUCAGCUGCCCCGCCCGUGGCAUUCCACCCCCCAAUUUGACCUGGUACAAAAACAAACGCAACCUUGCACAGGGAUCAGAAGUCGGGUCUUUACACAUUGAUCGAAUCACAACGGAGGACCAAGGCCUGUACACAUGCCGGGCAACCAAUGAGAGGGGAUCUGCCGAGAGUUCUGCCUACAUAUGGGCACCUUGGAGGCGGUCAUCGCUGGAGAUCCCCACUCUCACGUGUAUCUGCGUGGUGGCCACCAUACUCUGGCUGAUGAUCACACUCUUCAUACGCAAGCUCAGACAGGUAGAGAAACUCGACUACCCAUCCGCUACUAAACCAGAGUAUCUGUCAAUCAUCCUGGGCACGGGAGGGGGACCAAUGGCGGAGCAGAGUGAGAGGCUGCAGUACGACCCCAGCCGAUGGGAGUUCCCCAGGGAGGCAUCUCAAGCUAGGUAUGGUUUCUUAAUCACGGAGGAGCAAACCCAGACCACAUUUACCGAACUCAAGAUCCUGAGCCUCAUAGGACAUCACCUGAACGUGGUCAACCUACUGGGGGCCUGCACCAACCCCACAGGUGUGUGUUUGUGUGUGUGCGUGUCUCCUGGACGCCCCAGCCGGCCUGCCCUCCUCCCCAAGGACCAGGCCGGGCCCGGGGCAGGGCAGGGGUCAGGCGCUGGCCCCGGGACCCGGAGCAGAGGCUCAUCUUCAGGGCCGGGAAAGCAGCCUGACCAGGCAGAGUGCUGCAGCUCCCCCCUGCUGCUGGAGGACCUCAUCUCCUUCAGCUUCCAGGUGGCCCGUGGCAUGGAAUUCCUCUCCUCCCGCAAGUGUAUCCACAGAGACCUAGCGGCCAGGAACGUCCUGCUGUCUGAGGACCAGGUGGUGAAGAUCUGUGACUUCGGCCUGGCCCGGGAACUCUACCGAGACCCCCAUUACGUCCGCACGGGGGACGCGCGCCUCCCUCUUAAGUGGAUGUCCCCUGAGGCCAUCUUCGACAAAGUGUUCACCGCCCAGAGCGACGUGUGGUCCUACGGGGUCCUGCUGUGGGAGAUCUUCUCUCUGGGAGCGGCUCCGUACCCCGGUCUCCACAUCGAUGAGGAGUUCUGCCACCGGCUGAAGGCGGGGACGCGCAUGCGGGCGCCAGACUACAGCACCCCUGACAUUUACAGCACCAUGCUGACAUGCUGGGAGGCUAACCCAACAGACCGACCAACAUUCACAGACCUAGUGGGAACACUUGGAGACCUGCUACAGGCAAGGGUUCAGGAGGACGGUAAGGACUACAUUCCCCUCGGGAGCUUCGCCCGUGGAGACGGGGUCGUCAGCCAGGCGGAGAGGCUUCUGACCAACCAGCCGCUACACGCAGUCACCAACCUCAGUUACAUGAGGAAUAUGGCGCUACUUCAGACCUUCGAAGAGCUACCUUACAAGGAACCAACAAGUCCUGAUGAGGAGCAGGGGGACAGCGGCAUGGUUCUCCCCUCAGAGGAGCUCCAAAGUCUGGCUUGGAGCCCCGUGAAGAGCCAGGAACACAGCAGGUUCUUCACCUACUCCAAGUUCCCAGGGCGUCGGGUGCCAGGGGACCCGAGACGUGACAUCACGGGUCGCCAUGACAAUGAGCCAUCAGUCCUGCCGUGCGAUAGGGCGCCUGAGGAGGAAGAGGAGGAGGAAGAGGAGGAGGAGAUGGAGGGCGACCCUCCACCAGACUACCACUCGGUGUUCCUCUACCCUUCUGCCUAGCAUCCCCAGGUGUCUGAAGGAGGUCCUCAGCCUUGUUAAAACACGUCUUCUCUUCAAACUCUUCACAUCGAUACCUUCCUUUCAAUUUAGCGCCGCUGCAGUGAAAUUGAAAUGUAAAAAGUGAAAAUUGAAAUAAGUGGAUGUAAUCUUUUGUUUGGUCUAUUGUUCCCUAUAUUAUACGAUUCUGUUUUUAUGUAACACCAUGUUCAAACUUUUAUUUUAUUACAUAGUAUCUUUGUUUUUUUUGCGUUUCUUUGCCUACCUCAUUAUCUACCCUCUUAAAGUUCCUACACAAAAUGUAAACACGACUUUUCAAUUUGUAAAACCUUGACAAAAAGAAAAAGUCUAUGGUAGAAAUACACAAAGCUUUGAGGGCAGAUAUAGAAAGUAAUAUAAAUAGCGGUUUCUUUCAUACCACCAGUGCUCAAAUGCUAGCGCAUUAUAUUUACACUGAACUUUAUCCUGAUGCUACAACAAGGCACUCAACCAACCCUUUCCAAGAGCAGCCAAUAGACUACUGUACUGUACUUGGCGUGUUUCACUGGACACUACAGAGCACCACAUUAUUGCUAUAUAGCACUCUUUAUUUAGCACACCAAUUCCUGGACUAGCUACUUCUUGUUAUUUAGCAGACUUGUAUGCUAGUGUUAUAUUUACUUCACUGGUACCUAUACUACUUAAGUAGUUUGUAUGAAAUAGUUUGUAGGCUUCAUCUAUAUCCAUAUGCUGGAAGAAAUUAAAUCCUACAUAAAAUAUAUGUAGGAGAGUUAGUUAUGAAUACAAUACAUAAAUGUUUUGUACACAUGAAUGCAUUUUAAUAUGCAAUGUUCAGUUGAGUUAUUAAUUAAAUUGACAAAUACAGUAUAAUAAAAUCUGUGUUCAGCAUUUGAUUGAGUGUUAUGUUUUUGUGCAUGAAACAGCCCUCUAACUUCAGACAUCUACCUGGGGGCCUCCUCCAGGCUCCUUGAGGACGGCCAUAGAAUCAUCCUGCUCACUUUAUUCUGGACUUCAAUUCUGUUCUCCAAACCAAAUAUCACUCAUUUACCUCACACAAGAACCAUUUCCUUAGCGAUUACAUUCAUGCAGCUCUUUAGGCAAGGUUGACAUUCUCUUAACAACCAAAAGGCAACAGACUGAUCAAAUGCUGGGACCUAAACUUAACAAAGUGGUCUAGUCACGUGUUGUGGGGAGUGGCUGUGGAGGGAAGGCAUUUCUUGGUUGGAUUAUUUUAAAAUGGCAGACUUCUCCAACCUGCCUGGCAUUAAAAGAAAGUAGAGGCAAGGCUUCUAGCUCAAGCAUGCUUAGAAUCUAUUACAUGUUUUCCACAUGACAAUUUAGAAGUCCACCCUGGGGAUCAGUUUUUGGUAUUCUUUAUUAAAAUACUGCUGUACACACAAAUAUUGCAAAAUUUGAAACAAUGAACAAAAGAGGGGAAACAAAAUAACGAUACUUUGAUGGUGAUUGUAGGCGUGUGGGACUUGACCGAAGGUAACCACACAUUUCUGCUGGAGUGUUGUGACGUGGAAGAGGUGUGUGUGUGUGUAUGUGUGUGUGUUGUGACGUGGAAGAGGUGUGUGUGUUCUAGAGCACCACAUUCACAAAAAUAUUUAUUUUGUUGAGUAAUUUCACUAAAACCGAGGAAGAAUUACAUGAUCCAACAAUGCCGACUCCACAGGUUGUCUGUAAGCACGGUUCUUUCCCUUCAUUAAAGUCUCUCAAAAGCGGCGGGAAAACACAACCAAUGACCUUGAAGAAAGGCCUUUUACCGGUUGUCUCUUGAUUUAAAACGGAAGAGAAAGACCUUCCCAGUAGUCCUUUUCUAAGACCUUCACUCAACUUAAAGCGGUAGAGGGUGCAGAGAAAGCAGGAGAUGUUAAACAUGGUUGGAUUGGAAGGAGAAACGUCUUCCCAGUCCAGUGGACCGUCUUGAGGUAUAAACCCAUAAUGUUUUACCUUACCAACAAGAUUCUUUCAGUCAGAGGGAGAAAAAUUAAAUCGGAACCAACUCAUGGCCCUCUACUCCCGUGGAACUGUGCUUAAAGACAACAUGGUGUCCAAACCGCCUCCACCUCGGACAGCCUCUUCACUUACACACCAAGAGGUCCCGCCCUCUCCACUGGAGCUCGCCUGACUGGAGCAAAACAAAAGGGCGACCAGUGACGGCCAAACACAUUCAGUCACUGGUCCCCUCCAGCUGUCAAUCAUCCUGAGAAAAACCAAAGCCAUCAGAGUGAGGGUCAAGAUCUCAUCACAUGGAGGCCCCUCCCACCUGACAGAUGGGUCACCAUGGGGACAGGCAGCCCCGAAUAAGGAGGUUUGGGGGGGGUGUUACCAUACAGUCUCCAGCAGUUUUUACCUCAUGAUCAUUAAAAAGUCCAAAUAAAACGUAAUCGUUGGCGUCCCCUUUUUAUCCUUUCAUCAUCCACCCCACCCCCCAUGUCCACAGCCCCUCCCCUCGCAGGAAUUGGUCCACAGAAUCAACAGUUGUUUACUGGAAGGGGGAGGGGCCACCAAGACAUUUGCACUCCUACUCUCCCCAAUCCCAGUACAACAGUUGAGCAAAAAGAGGGGGAAUUUACCAAAAAUAAAAUCCUCGUCCUCAAAAAGCAGGAGAGGACCCGGAAUGCCCCGGAAGAGGAAAGGAAUACUUGUGUCGCGAUACAAAAAAAAAAAAUACAAAAUGGCUGCAGGAGAGGAGAGGGAAGAGGAGGUAGAGGAGAGAGAGAUGGGGGAAGGCAAGGGGAGGACGAACGGAACCAUGGGGAGGCGGUCUGGUGGACGCCUCCAGAGACGCACACACACACACACACACACACACACACACACACACACACACACACACACACACACACACACACACACACACACACACACACACACACACACACACACACACACACACACACA
Molecule: messenger RNA, 7158 nt
Organism: Gadus macrocephalus (Pacific cod)
Lineage: Eukaryota; Metazoa; Chordata; Actinopteri; Gadiformes; Gadidae
Gene: flt1
Product: fms related receptor tyrosine kinase 1
Biological process (GO): vascular endothelial growth factor receptor signaling pathway; protein phosphorylation; positive regulation of kinase activity
Cellular component (GO): signaling receptor complex; plasma membrane
Molecular function (GO): ATP binding; vascular endothelial growth factor receptor activity
Source: RefSeq, a predicted model, not a curated record